CUCUGGCUAGGGCCCCAGACUGGGAGGGAGAUUACCGUAUUUAUCGAGGCCAGUGCGGGACCCUUGGGGGCGGGUCACUGCGGGCCUGCUACCGUAUUUGCCCGGAGCCAUGCAUCCCUUUCUGGGAGUGGCAGUGCCAAGACUUAAUUACUUGUUUACUCGGGGUCGCGCGGGCCCGUGGGGGGCGCUGCGGGCACGGGGGUGGGUGGACUGCAUGCGUUCUUCCAGGAGCUGGGGCUGGCAGCCCGGCAGGGUGGGCUGCGGCAGCUGGGUGGUAGCCUGUGUCUAUUCCUAGGGGUGGGGUUGAUACACAGCUUAUCACAUUUCUCCAGGGUCGCUCGGACCCCUGGAAUUAGCAAGGCUGUGAGAGGGAGUCAUGCCGGGUGGGGUGAGCUCUUGAGAUUAAUGCAGCGGUUUGACUGCGGGAGGCUUUUCGGCCGUAUGGGGGCGGGGAAGAAGGGGCGCAGCGCUGCGGGAGACUUAACUGUGUUUUCCUUGGGCUGCCCAGACAGAGGAAAAAGCUGCUGCAGACUGCAGAAGGGGAGCAGGUUGGGCUGUGAGUGUGGCACCUGAUGGAGGAACUUGGGGGAGGGAGGCAAAACCAUGGCCUUGGACCCUCUGGGCCUGGUCAGAGGUCUAGUAGAGAAAGUGGGGAGGUUGCCCAGCGACCAGGCUUGGACUGGCCAAGGAGACUCUGAUGGUCUGUCUUUGCAAAUGCCAGCACAGCUAUCUGGGGAGGGAUUGUGGGUGGAGGCAUGACAAUGGGUCCUAGUCCCUUUCUCCAGGGUGAGUGCCAGUUCUACCCAGGCUUGGAGGUAGGGGAAGACAGAGGGUGUUUCUGAGACCCCACCCUGCAGGUAGAUUGACUGAGGCUGGAAGUGUGAAGACCUUCAGGGAGGUUUGAGGGAAACCCUGAGCAAGCUUCUCUGAUGGAGGGGGUGAGUGAAGUGGGUCCCAGUGCCCUACAUGGCGUGGGAGUGGAGGCAAGACACCGUGGGCUUUAGGAGCAGUGGCCCUUUGAGAAAGGAUGGGUUUGUGGUGGCUGAGGUGUGGGUAGGUGUGCAUGCAUGUGCAUGCGUGUGUAUGUAUGUGUGUGAAGGGGUGUUUUGUUGCUGAGCAGCUCAUAUAGCCAAAUGUUUUUUAACAGUGAGUCAGGAGACUUAGGGCCUAGGCCUGGCUCACCUUGCUGUGUGACCUUGGACAAGUAUGCUGGUUUCACACAGCUCCCAUGAUUCCAUUUACAAACCUGGGCUCGGCAGGCACGGCUGCUCUGCCCCUUAUUCAAGGAUGUUGUGAGGGCGGUGGGAAACUAUUUCAGAAUGAUAGUGAGUGGCUUGGGAAGGCAAUCUUUAAAGCAGGCCUGCAGGGAGCCCAGUGCUGGGGGUGUUUGUUGGAGUGAGUGUGGUUGGUGCUCACUCAGCCUUUGGACCAGACCUGGCUCCUUGGGAGCUCUUGCUUUGGUUCAGUGACCUGCAACUUUUCAAGUGUAGGAUUCAUCUUGUUAGACAGAGGGACUACCUUUAAUGUUUAACCCAGGGAGGUCACUUUCAGGUUUAUGGGGGUUUAUUUUGCUUCCUGCUUUAAGCCACUGGUGACCUUCCUUCCUGCAGGUUUCAGGCCAUCUUCUAUCCUUGGGCAUCUGAAUGGAGAAGCUGCUCCUGAGAAUUGCCAGACAGUAUUUAGCCCAUGAGUUGUGUGUUGCAGGCUCAGGGCUUGAUGUGUCUUUUAAGAGAAGGUAGCUCUCUGUUCUUGAGGUGCUGGGUUGGAGUUAGAGGUAGCAUGACCACCCUAUCCCACGGUGAAGGGCACAGGGCUGGGCAGCAGACUGCAAGGGGAUGCUGGAGAGGCCAGGGAAGUCUUCUAGGAGGUAAUGGGUCUUGAGAAAAGCCAGGGCGACAGGCUGUGAGGAACCGAAACAAAGCUGUAGAUGGGCAAACACUGGGGGUUAUUGGAAGUGAGUGAUUCAAAAGGCUGGAGAAUGGCUGAUCCGUGGGGUCUUCCUUGAUCCCUCUCUCCGCUUCUGCUUCCCCAGGGGCUGGUGACUGCAUCUGGAAGUGCCCAUGACAGAGCUGGUGUCCUCCAGGGAAGGGUCUCCUACGGGGGACGGGGAGGAGGGUCUGGGGGACGACCAAGGCCUGGUUAUCCACCACCCGGCAGAGGAACAGCCCCACCGCUGCCCACUGUGCGGCCAGACCUUCUCCCAGCAGCCCAGCCUGGUGCGGCACCAGAAGGCGCACGUAGGGGCGGGUCGCACCGCCGCCUUCGUGUGUCCCGAGUGCGGCAAGGCCUUCAGCGUCAAACACAACCUGGAGGUGCACCAGCGCACACACACCGGCGAGCGGCCCUUCCCCUGCCCCGAGUGCGGCCGCUGCUUCAGCCUCAAGCAGAACCUGCUCACGCACCAGCGCAUCCACAGCGGCGAGAAGCCGCACCAGUGCGCGCAGUGCGGCCGCUGCUUCCGCGAGCCGCGCUUCCUGCUCAACCACCAGCGCACGCACGCGCGCAUGCCCACGCCACACCCGCGUCGUCCCGGUGUCUUCGGGGAGCGGCGACCCUACUUCUGCCCACGCUGCGGCAAGAGCUUCGCGCGUGAGGGCUCGCUCAAGACCCACCAGCGCAGCCAUGGCCAUGGGCCUGAGGGCCAGGCAGCCCAUUUAGGACGCGUGCUAUGACCCGUGGUGGGAGGCCUGCCACCACCAGCUGCCGCCGAUCCAGGAGCCACAUCCAGGGGUGCUGAGUUGCCCCCCCGAUCUGGAUGGGCUCAUGGGAGAGGGGCAGGGCCAGCUUGGGGUGUUGGAAGGGCUUGAGCCACCCCCUUUCCUUCCUCCCCCUGGACCCCUUGGCUGGCUGCAUGCAUCUGCUAUGGGUUCUGCGUUAGUUUGCCUCCUCCGUCUCCUGUGGCCUAGAGCAGCACGUCAGACUUGAAAGCGACUUGGAGAGGGCCGCGCUUUCCACGGUCCCUGGGCCCAAGCUCAGUCCCCAAAGCCUCGGCCUCCUGCACCCACUGUCUGGUGGCCUUGAGAAGCCAUUUCACUCCAUGUCUCAGUUUGCGUAUCUGCCUAUGUCCGGGGCUGGAGACCUGCCCACUCCCUCUGCUCUCUGCCCUACCUCGCUACUGUGUGGCUCCUCUGGACUCACCGGCCUCAGCCUGAGAUCCUUGGUGGUUCGCAAUGUGGACUACUAUUUGGUGGUAGAAAGUCAACAAGAUACAAAGCGGACAGGACCUUGUGGCCCAGGACAUGCAGGACAUAUCUGGGCAUGGAGACUAAGAAUGGAGUCCCAUGGGGUCCUGGCAUCCUGGCAUGAGGCUGUGUCUCCUCAGAAGACCUACCUCUGGAGGUGCCCUGUGUUGGUAGAGCUGGGAAUUAGAGGCUGGGUCCAUGCCUUUGGUGGGAGAACUCCCCAGGUCUGACUUGAGUCACAGCUGGCUAAGCCUCCUUUUGGCUUCCUGCCCCUCGAUGUCCACUCACAUGUGGAGGCAGACAGCGCCUGUGUGGGAGGGCUGUCCUCUCUCUUCCAGCCCUGCCUACCACUGGGUUGAGGGACAGAGACAAGAAGCAACUGGUCUGCAUCAUCGCAGCAAGUUGAUGGCCGUCCUGGCUGGAGAGGCAAAACUCCCCUCGAGACGUGAGCAGCCCCCGAGUGCUCCUGCGCCCUCUCUGAACUAGAAAGGUUAAGACUUCAGGGGCCUGUGGCCCUUUAAGUUCUGAUGGAGGCUGUGGCCCUUCUAGAAGUCAUAUACUCAUGUAGCUCUCAAAAUACCAAGCGGUUUCAGGAGCCUCGGGACUCCAGACUAAAGACCUCGGCCCUGGGGGUUUCAUCUGCCAUCCCUUUCUUACUCCGUCCAAGUGUGUCCCUCUCCUCCCGGUCGCCUCUUGUUUGGGAAUAAAGCAUUCUGAGGCUGAGCCCCUUUGGUCCACCUACCCCUUCUCCCCAAUCUAACAACACACCUGAUUUGUAGGACCCGGUCUCCCUCCCUCGGCAUUGCCCAAGGAUCCCUGGGCUUGGUCCUUUCCCCCUUUUUGUGUCUGACAGGCUGUGGGAUUUUACAAGGAAGUCCCCUGCUUGGCCUUGACUCUGAUUUCACUGUGGAGUCUCAAGGGGAGGCUGGACGGCUGAAGGGAUAGUGAGUGGAUCGUUUUCUCUGUGUCUGCCCCCAGGGAGAAGGAAUCCUGUUUCCUUUAGCCCCACGCAGCCCAUCAGGCCUCUUGGUUGGCCAAGACUCUCCCCUGGGAAGGUGUGGGUAGAAAGGCACCAGAGCCCUGCAUGGGCAUGUGCCCAUGGGUCUAGGCAGAGGGAGAAGCCGGUGGAGGAGUUCUGUGUCCCCUAAGCAAGCAGGUGUACAGUAGGGGGUGUGGGUCUUGGGCUACUGUUGGUCAAGGACUCCUGUCUUCAGAUGUGAGCAGGUCAGUCGGGAGGCUGUGGAUAUUUCUCUUUUUCCCUAGAAUGAACCACUCAUUAGGAAAGGGGAGGCCUCUCUUUUCUGCUAGGGCUUGGUAGGAGCCUGUGGAUUCCUAACCUGGGGUCUUACUGCCUGUGUCCCCCAUGCAGUUUGGGUUACAGGUUCUUACUGAACCCCUAUGCCUUAUUCUGGGGUCACUGAGUACUAAAGCAGUCUGAGAAAGGGGCGCAUUCCCCGGACCCCAGGAACUCCCAUGCGGCUCUUUUCCCUGGCUAGUCUAGAGGAGCCCUCGCCGCGCCCCUCAGCUAACUGCCCAGCUCGUCUCUUCCCUACUGUAGCUGUGCCCUGCCUUCCCCUGUACUGCCCCGAAAUGUUCUUUUCCCCACCCCCAAAACCCCCCUUCUUCACCAGGGCUGAGCCUCCCAGCACCCCACCGCCAUGCUCCCUCUGGACGGUACUCACGUUAACACGCGGUGUCUCCCUCGAGUACUGUGUGCUGUGUCGUCUUGUGCACGCUGCUUCUGUGUCUGUGUAUACCUAUACGUGCUGUGUGUGUGCACGUGUGCACCUCAAGUCCCCAACUAGACUGUGAGCUCCCUGAGGGCAAGGGGCUGUCAUUUCUUCUUCAACCCCAAGUGGGUCCUAGCACAGGGCUGGGCUCCUGACUCUCAGGAAAGCGCUUGUCAACCGGCUGAUGGGAGAAAUGUCGGAGGUUGGGGGUGGCGUGGGAGCUGUGCAAGGGGAGAGUGCACGGGAGUUAACUACGGAUGCAUUGGGUCGGGUUGUGGGCUGGCUCCUUGGAUCAAUAAUGGAUGCUCGAGGCCUCAGGUCCUUGCAUUUUGGGGGUGGUAGAAGCAGAAGGGACCCCCCCCCAACACACACUAUGGCUACACAGGAGUGCACUUGAAUGGAUGUCCAGGUUGGGUAUUCCUGGAAGUCCCUGACAUCUGUUGGAGCCGACUCAAAUAAAUGUUCUCUACAACA
Peromyscus leucopus (white-footed mouse) is the source of this 5386-nucleotide messenger RNA. RefSeq names its product zinc finger and SCAN domain-containing protein 2-like. Gene Ontology annotation, molecular function: DNA-binding transcription factor activity, RNA polymerase II-specific; RNA polymerase II cis-regulatory region sequence-specific DNA binding. The record is from RefSeq and is a predicted model, not a curated record. The transcript is spliced from 4 exons. NCBI's taxonomy places the organism in Eukaryota, Metazoa, Chordata, Mammalia, Rodentia, Cricetidae. Gene Ontology annotation, biological process: regulation of transcription by RNA polymerase II. Bases 2061 to 2672 code for a protein of 203 amino acids.